GAGUGCGCUCUAUUCACGCCCACACUGCAUUUUUUUAAAGCUGGAGUAAACACACCCAUACAUGCAACCUGUGUACACAGCAGGAAGGACGAGGUUGCCAAAGGAUACACCGUGGCGACAGGUGUUGUACGGCUUUGGUAUGUACUGCGAUUCCGAGUGAGUGUUACCGCGGAUGGCGUGGUCACAUGCUGCUUCAUACCUCGCCACUUCGAGUCCGAGAGACACGAACACGGUCACAAGAAGCGUGUCGCGGCACCUACCCUGCGUGGUAGCUCCGUCCGAUUCUGCUCGUGAAGAUCUUGGCCAUGCAGGCCCGGCUCUCAAGGCCGAGCCAGUGUCUCCCCCCGUAGCACGAUCGUACGAAGAGGCGUUCUAUAGAGAAGGUGGCACUCAUGUUUCGGACUCUCUGCUGUGCAUUCGAGGUUUUGCUGGACGUCUUUACUACCUGGCGAUCGAGGUUGGCAGCGAUGGCUGGAGAAGACGACUGCAAACGACUGUUUUCUCGGCAACUCCGCCUGCGGAAGUCCGCCCACCCAACGGACACGAGGACGGGCUCCCUGUUGAGGAUGGCCCCGAGACUCGUCGACUUGCGGGGUGCGAGCGCGGGGUCGAAGAAAACCGCUUGGUCCAAGAUGGUGGGGUCAUAAGUCCACCGCGUACGGAAGACAAGAAGCUGGCCGUCACUUCCAGAACUGAAUACUGCAAGCACGCCGGGUGCUUCAGGGCUCUCCGUUACGGUCGAAAGAAUGGCCCCCUGAUGCUAUGCCAGUCGCACAAGAGAGCCGGUCUAUACACCGUCCGCGACGGCGUGCUCCUGGUGGCUACCCGUGACGGCAGCGGCCGAAGCAGUGAAGGGAGCUACACGUGGAUGGAAUCACGACUGCGAAAGGCUCGCGCCGCGUCAGGUGCUCUUUCAGUGAAAGUGACAUUUCUCACCUGA
This is a messenger RNA of Ectocarpus sp. CCAP 1310/34, 940 nucleotides long. NCBI's taxonomy places the organism in Eukaryota, Phaeophyceae, Ectocarpales, Ectocarpaceae. The record is from the annotation of a GenBank genome assembly.